AUGGAAGAAGAAGGCACGAUUACCCGAAACCUACAAAGGGAGCUGGAUGCAGCAGCUCGUGACACAACUGGUGCUGAUCCAUCGUCCGUUCAGAAAGAUAAGUCGGGGUGUAGCUUCCUUACACCUGAAAAGGAGGGUCGGAUCCCUUUCACCCCAAGCAGCCCCUCUUUCGAGUUUCAGGAUGGCGGAGCUGCUUCAAGAAGGCCAGCCGCAACCCCCGCUCAGGCUUCCAAUGAGCGUACAUAUACCCGGGACGAGGUGGAAACCAUGAUUACCGCGGCCAUCCGAAACUACACCCAAAAUUUACCUCACGAUAACCGACUCAGGAGAGAUCCCAGACGUUCUCCGAAUGAAGGACGAGCUGAGGACGAAGGCGAUAGCUAUUCAGAGAACCGAAGGGGUAAUAGUCAGGGCGUUAGAACAGAAGUCGACAGUUUAAGACGCGAUAUAGAUGAGUUGAAGGCCUUGCGAAGUGGGCCAGCGCGAGAUCUCGUAAGAUCUAGCCCCUUCGCUAGUUAUCUCGAUGGCGACCCUAUACCGGCUAACUACCGACCGAUCUUGUUUGAAUACAACGGCACGUCAGAUCCAGCUGAACACUUGAGUCGGUUUAACAACACUGCCUCACUUCACCAGCUCACAGAAGGGGUGAAGUGCCGUGCCUUUGUCACCACUCUAGCAGGUCCGGCCCAAGCAUGGUUCGGUCUGUUACCUGCCGGAACCAUCCGAUCUUUUGAACAACUUGCCAAAGCUUUCAUGAACCAGUUCGCUAGCUCGAAGAAGUGUAAGAAGACCUCUCUGUCACUAUUCAGCGUUCGUCAGAAGGAGAAAGAAAGCCUCAGGAGUUACAUCAAACGGUUUACCUCGGCCACCCUAGAAGUCCCGACUACCAGUGACGAGGUGCUCAUGGCGGCCCUUUCGCAAGGGUUAAGAGAUGAUGAAUUUUUCCGAGCUCUAGCGCUGGAGCCAUCACCUGAUUUCGAUAAUUUGUUAGAAAGGGCAUCUAGGUUCAUUAACUUAGAAGAAGCCCGCCAGCAGAAAGUAGAAGAAUCUCACCAAGUCACAAGCGUGCGGGUCAGCGAAGCGAAGAGAGGCAAGGAGCCCAUGUUACCUCGUAGGGAUGUCAAUGUUCCCAGUCGGAACAUCGCCCCAGAUGCUAAAGGAUCUCGAUUUCAAUCAUACCAGCCCCUUACAGCUCCUCUAUCCCAGGUACUGUACUCAAUCGAGAAGAGAGCCGAUCUUCGGUGGCCUCGAACCGCCCGCGGAGCCCCCCGACGAGACCCUACGCUGGGAACCUUUUGUCGUUUCCAUAAUGAGUAUGGACAUACGACAGACGAUUGUGCACAUUUAAAGGAUGAAGUGGAACGCCUCAUCAGAGACAAUAAGAUCGGAGAAUUUGUGAAGAUAGACCCACCUCGUGGGCAAAAGCGUGAGGCCCAGUUCGGAAACCCGCCACGAGCACCGCCCCCACCGCCAGCACCGAAAAGAGGGUACAUUCAGAUGAUUUCGGGAGGUCCUACGGGAGGAGAUACUCACCGGGCUAGGAGACGCCAUCUCGGUAGCCUCAAAAAUAAUCAUGAAGUUUGCCAAAUCUCCACACCGAAGUAUCGUCAAUACCCCACUAUCUCGUUUGGUCCUGAAGAUGAAGCGGACCUAGAUGAUUUCCAUUGUGACCCUAUCCUCAUCACGAUUAACGUUGGAGGGUACGACGUCGCUCGCGCCUUCGUUGAUCCAGGAAGUUCGGUGGAUGUCAUAUCCUACGAGUGUUUCCUGCAAAUGGAGCUUGACCUCCCGAUCUUCCCCGUCACCACGGCGAUAUUCGGAUUCACGGGGGGAUCCCUGACGCCGGUUGGACAAGUUAAAAUCCCUGUCACUAUAGGAACGCCACCUCGAACACGCACUCAAACUGUCAAUUUCGUCAUUGUCGAAGGUUCACCAACCGCGUAUAAUAUCGUGAUAGGGCGACCGAUGUUACAUACCUUUCGGGCGGUCCCUUCGACCAUUCACCAAAAGCUUAAGUUUCCAAUUGAUGGAAUGGUGGGAGAGGUCAGGGGCGAUCAAGCCCAGUCGAGAUCAUGUUAUGUUGAGAUGGUUAAGAUAGCAGAAAAGGGGCGACGUGACACUCUCACCAAAGAAGAUUUGGGGGACGAGAAACGCCCCCGAAUUGACCCCGAAGAUAAGGUUAAUCAUGUACAACCUAUGGACGAAUUGAUGAUGAUUGACCUCGUCCCCGGUAUGAUGAAACAAACCCGGAUAAGCAAGGAUUUAGAACCAUCUCUCCGAGACGAGCUGAUAGCGUUACUACGAUCUAAUGAAGACAUCUUCGCAUGGCAACCAAGUGACCUAACCGGUAUCUCACCUCGUACUGUUGUGCACCGGCUCAAUUUGCGACCUGAGUGUAGACCCGUCAAACAAAAACGACGGCACUUCGGUACCGAAAAGGAUGAAAUCAUACACAAGGAGGUCCAGCGACUUCUGGACAUCGGACAUAUCAGGGAAAUCCAAUUCCCCACAUGGCUAUCCAAUGCAGUUUUAGUGCAAAAAGCCAACGGCCAGUGGCGAAUGUGCAUCGACUUCAGGGACUUAAACAAGGCUUGCCCAAAGGACGAUUAUCCCUUACCUCGCAUAGAUCAGCUUGUAGAUGCCACUGCCGGCUGCGAACUGCUUAUUAUGAUGGAUGCUUCGCAGGGAUAUCACCAGAUUCCGUUGGACGAGAAGGAUCAGCCGGCAGUAAGCUUUGUCACGGCCACGGGUACUUACUGCUACGUGGUAAUGCCUUUCGGUUUGAAAAAUGCAGGGGCCACAUAUCAGCGAUUGAUGGAUAGAAUGUUUCGGGCUCAACUCGGACGCAACAUCGAAGUCUACGUUGACGACAUGCUAGUUAAAAGCAAAAGGCGUUCUACACACCUCGCAGAUCUAGCCGAGACCUUUGCCACCCUUCGUCUAUAUGGAAUGAAAUUGAACCCCGCAAAAUGCGCAUUCGCAGUACAAGCUGGAAAGUUUUUGGGAUAUGUCGUUAAUCGAGAAGGUAUUAAGGUGAACCAGGAUAAGGUUGAGGCCGUGCUCCAGAUGACACCCCCUCGCUCCAUCAAAGAGGCUCAAUCCUUAGCAGGAAAGGUGGUAGCCCUAGCCUGGUUUAUAUCACGGAUGGCUGAUAAAAGUCUACCUUUCUUUAAAAUAUUGAGGAAAACAGCUCAGUUCAAAUGGACUAACGAGUGUCAGCUCGCAUUCGAGGCAUUGAAACGAUCCCUCACUUGUCUGCCGAUUCUUAGCACUCCCGAAAAGGGCGAAACUCUGUUCGUAUACCUAUCGGUAGGUGACGAAUCAAUCAGCUCAGUCUUAUUCAAAGAGGUGAAUAACCAGCAAAAGCCAAUCUACUAUACUAGUAAAAUCCUGACUACGUCGGAAAGCAGAUAUUCUGAAGUCGAAAAAAUAGCGUAUGCUCUGGUCCUUACCACGCGACGACUCCGGCCUUACUUCCUGUCGCAUACCAUGAUAAUCCGUACAAGUUUACCACUUCGGCAAACCCUGGGCCAACCUACUGCGUCAGGACGAAUUGUUAAAUGGGCCAUCGAAUUAGGACAGUACGAGAUCCAGUAUCAACCCCGCACCUCGGUCAAAGGACAGGCGCUGGUAGAUUUCAUCCGGGAGACUACUCGAAUACCAAUCGAGAAAGAGUGGAAAAUUUACGUAGAUGGGUCAUCUACAGCAACAGGAGCAGGGGCAGGAAUAAUAGUCAUCGAUCCCACAGGAACGGAGGUCGAGUUUGCCGUCCGAUUACCUCGAGUUUCCAAUAAUGAAGCAGAGUACGAAGCCUUUAUCCGCGGUAUGGAGAUCGCUCAGGAGCUCGGAGCGCGAGUGGUGCGGAUAUACUCUGACUCGCAAUUGGUGAUACACCAACUAGAGGGGGAUUACGAAGUAAAAAAUGAUAGAAUGAGGGGGUAUGUGAAUAAAGCUCGAGCAGUACAAGAAACCUUCGAAGCUUGCACGGUGCAUCAACUACCGAGGAACGACAACCAACGGGCCGACUUCCUCGCUAAAAUCGGGUCGUCAGUCGCUGACUGUGUUGAAAGAAAAAUCACUAUCCUCAUUGCCCCUACCCCGACAUCGGGAGUCAUGUUGAUCGAUGAAGAACCGGACUGGAGAACACCUCUGUUCAAGUAUUUCAGAGGAGAGCGAACUGGCACAAAAAGGGAACAAAAUCGAUUGGCGUAUAAAGCGAGGCACUUUUACGUGCGGCACGAGGUGUUAUAUAAAAGGAAUUUCGCUACAAUCGAUGCGAGAUGUUUGGGAAAGCAGGAGGCUGAACACGUUCUUGACGAAGCACAUCGAGGUGGUUGCGGUGAGCACGGAGGAGCUCGGGCCCUCAUACAGAAGUUAUAUCGGGCAGGGUAUUAUUGGCCCGGUAUGAAAGAAGACACACACCGAUACGUUCAACACUGCGCACAAUGCCAAAAAUAUGCCCCCCUUAUCCAUAAACCGGGGGAAGAGAUGAUUAUCAUGAGUGCCCCAUGUCCCUUUGCUCAAUGGGGGAUUGACCUAGUGGGACCAUUCCCUCAAACCACUGGCCGGAAAAAGUUCAUCAUCGUUGCGGUAGACUACUUCACUAAAUGGGUCGAAGCUGAGGCCUUAUCAAAAAUAUCAGAGGACGAGGUCAUGCACUUCGUCUGGAAGAAUAUCUGUUGUCGGUUUGGUCUGCCUAGAAGCAUCGUAUCGGACAAUGGCACUCAGUUCAACGGCAAGAAAAUUCGUGCAUGGUGCGAGGAAAUGAAGAUAACACAGAAAUUCGUGGCGGUAGCACACCCCCAGGCUAAUGGUCAAGUAGAAUCCACAAAUCGGACCAUUGUCAACGGUUUGAAGAAAAGACUGGACGAGUUAGGGGGAAGUUGGGUAGACGAACUGCCCUCAGUCCUUUGGUCUUACCGGACAACAGUCAAAGCAGCUACUGGCGAGACGCCAUUUCGGUUAACUUACGGAACCGAUGCUGUUAUCCCGGUCGAGGUGGCAAUGGACACACUCCGCAUCGCCACAUUUGAUGAAAGGACAAACGAUGAUGCCCUGAGGACACAGCUGGAUGAGGUUUUUGACCUACGAGAAGCGGCGUAUCUACACAUGGAACGAAGUAAGAACCUGAUCAAGGCUCGAUACGAUCAAGGGGUACGGUCUCGUUCAUUCCAGAUCGGUGAUCUCGUCCUGCGACGAGCUGACGCACUAAAGCACACAGGAAAGUUAGAGGCCAAUUGGGAAGGACCAUACAUGGUCACAAAAUGUUUGGCUGGUGGAGGAUAUGAGCUGGCAAACGUAGAAGGGAAACCAUUGCCGCGAGCAUGGAAUGUCAUCCAUUUGAAACGCUUCUUCGCGUAA
Molecule: messenger RNA, 5361 nt
Organism: Erythranthe guttata (spotted monkey flower)
Lineage: Eukaryota; Viridiplantae; Streptophyta; Magnoliopsida; Lamiales; Phrymaceae
Source: RefSeq, a predicted model, not a curated record